Molecule: messenger RNA, 2586 nt
Organism: Arabis nemorensis
Lineage: Eukaryota; Viridiplantae; Streptophyta; Magnoliopsida; Brassicales; Brassicaceae
Source: the annotation of a GenBank genome assembly
AUGGGGUCAAAAUCGUUUGGAAAUCUCUUGGACCUGGCCUCUGGAGAUCUUUUGGACAUUCCUCAAACCCCGAGGGCUCUUCCAAGAGUGAUGACUGCUCCUGGCAUCAUCUCUGACGUCGAUGGAUAUGGAAUUAGUGACGGUGAUUCAGCUGUCAUUUCAUUACCUUGCCGUGAGCGGAAAAUCAUUGUGGCCAACUUUCUUCCUUUAAAUGGUAAAAGGGAUUCAGAAACUGGAAAGUGGAAAUUCAGCCUGGACAAUGAUUCUCACCUGUUACAUCUAAAGGAUGGUUUUCCUCCAGAGACGGAAGUCAUUUAUGUUGGAUCACUCAAAACAGAUGUUGAUGUUAACGAGCAAGACUUGGUUUCCCAAGAACUUUUUGAGGAAUUCAAUUGCGUACCGACUUUCCUUCCACAAGAUGUGCAUAAAAAGUUCUACCUUGGGUUUUGUAAACAGCAAUUAUGGCCACUUUUCCACUACAUGUUACCCAUGUGCCCUGAUCAUGGUGAACGCUUUGAUCGUGAUCUAUGGCAGGCAUAUGUUUCUGCCAACAAAAUAUUUGCAGAUAAGGUAAUGGGUGUGAUUAAUCUUGAGGAAGAUUAUAUCUGGAUUCAUGACUAUCAUUUAAUGGUCCUCCCGACAUUUUUGAGAAGGCGAUUUCACAGGGUUAAGCUUGGUUUCUUCCUCCAUAGUCCAUUCCCUUCUUCAGAAAUUUAUCGAACCUUACCUGUUCGUGAGGAACUACUAAGGGGUCUCCUAAACUGUGACUUAAUUGGUUUUCACACCUUUGAUUAUGCACGACAUUUCCUGUCAUGCUGCUGUAGAAUGCUUGGAUUGGAAUAUGAAUCUAAGAGAGGGCAUAUUGCCCUUGACUACUUGGGCCGUACAGUUUUCCUGAAGAUUCUUCCUAUAGGCAUUCAUAUGGGAAGGUUGGAAUCCGUUCUGAAUCUUCCUUCUACAGCUGAAAAACUGAAAGAGAUCCAAGAAAAGUAUCGGGGUAAGAAGGUAAUUCUUGGUGUUGAUGACAUGGAUAUAUUCAAAGGUUUAAGUCUAAAAAUCUUGGCGUUCGAACACCUCCUACAGCAAUAUCCUAGCAUGCUAGGGAAAAUAGUUCUUGUUCAGAUCGUAAACCCAGCAAGAGGCUCAGGUAAAGACGUUCAAGAAGCAAAGAAAGAGACGUAUUAUACUGUUAAAAGAAUCAAUGAGCGUUAUGGUUCUCCUGGUUAUGAGCCUGUGGUUCUGAUUGAUCGUCCGGUUCCCCGGUUUGAGAAGUCUGCCUAUUAUGCCUUGGCAGAAUGCUGCAUAGUCAAUGCAGUGAGGGAUGGGAUGAACUUAGUUCCGUAUAAGUACACUGUUUGUCGGCAGGGAACUCCUAAUAUGGAUAAAUAUCUGGGACUAAGUGACGAUUCUCCUCGCACAAGCACACUUGUUCUGUCUGAGUUCAUCGGUUGCUCGCCUUCUUUAAGUGGCGCUAUUAGGGUUAAUCCCUGGGAUGUUGAUGCGGUAGCUGAUUCAAUAUAUUCUGCUGUCAAAAUGUCUGAUUUUGAGAAGCAACUACGACAUAAAAAGCACUAUCACUACAUUAGUUCACAUGAUGUGGCGUAUUGGUCCCGCAGCUUUUCGCAGGAUUUGGAGAGGGCAUCACGAGAUCAUUACAAUAAACGGUGCUGGGGUGUGGGUUGGGGUUUGGGUUUUAGGCUCGUCGCUCUCUCUCCUAAUUUCAGAAGGCUAUCCAUUGAGCAAACUGUUAGUGCUUACAGAAGAUCGAGCAAGAGAGCUAUAUUUCUUGAUUAUGACGGUACUCUAGUUCCCGAGACCUCGAUCGUAAAGGAGCCAAGUGCAGAAGUUAUGUCUGCGUUGAAGACACUGUGUAGUGAUCCUAAUAACACUAUAUUUAUUGUUAGCGGGAGAGGGAGAGUUUCGUUGAGCGAGUGGCUUGCACCGUGUGAGAAUCUUGGAAUAGCGGCUGAACAUGGUUACUUCACAAGGUGGAAUAAGUCUUCUGAUUGGGAAACUAGUGGCUUAUCUGAUGACCUUGAAUGGAAGAAAAUUGUGGAACCUAUUAUGAGACUAUAUACAGAGACUACCGAUGGAUCCAAUAUAGAAGCGAAAGAAAGCGCUGUGGUGUGGCACCACCAAGAUGCGGAUCCAGACUUUGGUUCUUGUCAAGCAAAGGAGCUACUGGACCAUCUAGAAACUGUUCUUGUGAAUGAACCGGUUGUUGUUCACAGAGGCCACCAAAUCGUUGAAGUUAAGCCUCAGGGAGUAAGCAAAGGUCUUGUCACCGGGAAAGUUCUUAGCAGAAUGGUUGAUGAAGGGAAGGCACCGGAUUUUGUGUUAUGCAUUGGAGACGACAGGUCAGACGAGGAGAUGUUUGAAAGCAUAAUAACAACCCUAUCGCCUCAGUCAUCGUCAGUUUCUACAGAGAUAUUCGCGUGUACGGUGGGAAGAAAACCGAGCAAAGCCAAGUACUUCCUUGAUGAAGUAAGCGACGUAGUGAAGUUGCUUCAAGGACUUGCCAACACUUCGAGCCCAAAGCCUAGGUUCCCUUCUCACCUCAGAGUCUCCUUCGAAAGCGUGGUUUGA